AUGGCGACACCGAUAUUAGCGAUCGCACCAGCGUGGAACAAGCCACCCAUAUCCAUCGAUGCUAGCAAUAAUGGCUGCUAUCCAUCACAGCACAGCGUCAAAAUAAUGCCAUAUACCUGUCAAGCCUGUAUUAAGAGGAAAGUCAAAUGCGACCGUGCUAUUCCUACAUGUUCGAGCUGCAGCAAAGGCAAGGCUGAAUGUAUCUACCGGGAACCGACACCACGAACGAGGAAGCGAAAGCGUGAGCCCAGUGACAAUGUUCAGGAUCGUCUGGCACGGUAUGAGAAGAUACUACAGGAUAAUGGUCUUCUAGCCACUGAGAUAGAAUCGUCACCUCGGAGUGUGCAAGAACCAACUCCUCUUCGUGCUUCGAGCCAUACCGACGCAACAAAGACCGGAAAGCUUAUCUCUGGCGAUGGAAAAUCUAGAUAUGUUGAUAGCACGCUCUGGCUCAAUUCUGGCGAGACCAACAUGAGGGAGAUUUCAGACGAUGAGGAGAAUUGCCAACCCGCCCCUACAGGCGCUGGGCCAUUGUCUCAAGAUCCGAUCUCAGGCGCACUUCUAGGCCUUUCACAGGGACUGGUUCACAAUCAUCCUACACACCAGGAGGCCAUGCAAUUGUGGGCAGCGUACAUCAACAAUGUCGAGCCUCUCUGCAAAGUCCUGCAUAUCCCAACGACGGGGAAAAUGAUCGAAGCCGUCUCACGACAACCAAACACCGCUUCCAAGGCACAGGAGUGUCUGCUCUUCUCCAUCUAUUAUUUUGCAGUCUUCUCUAUGGCCGAUGAGGAUUGUGUCUCUAGCUUUGGGCAGUCUCGGAGUACGUUGAUGGCUAAAUAUCAGUUUGCACUACGACAGUCACUUGUCAAUGCCUCCUGGCUAAAGACUACAGAAAUGCCGGUUAUGCAGGCAUAUGUACUGUUUCUCAUUGCGAUGCGCACGCAAAUGGAUCCUCACACGUUCUGGAUAUGGACCGGCGUUGCGAUCCGCAUCGCGCAGCGCAUGGGACUUCAUCGCGAUGGGGAAGCUCUCGGACUGUCUGCCUUUGAUGUUCAGAUGCGCCGACGGCUCUUCUGGCAGAUUCUACCCCUUGACGGCUAUGCUGGCCAGGUCUCAGGUACCGGUAUCUCUGUGGCCCCCGAUAGCUGGGACAUCAAGCAACCUCUCAAUAUCAAUGAUGAUCAGAUCUAUCCCGGCAUGACGCAUCAACCUGAAGAACAGAAAGGAGCAUCGGAAAUGCUUUUCUGUCUCACCAAGACCGAACUAUCGAACUUCUACACCCGCACAGGGGUUCGGAAGAAGAAAGUGGGGGCGACUAUCCAGUUUCGCGACAGCGCUGAAAUCGAGAAACUGAUCGACGAGGUCGAAAGCACGAUCGAGUCAAGAUACCUUCGAUACUGCGAUAUCGUGAAUCCCGUUCACGUUCUCACGAUGGGAAUCGUAAGGUCUGCCGCAAAUGCCGUCCGACUCCGAAACAGGAUGAUUACCGGAGAGAAUGAACGCAGGGAACUCUGUGCUCUUGCCCAGAAGAUUAUUGAAACUGAUAACGCCUUGUACAAAAACCCAAACACGAAACAAUUUCAAUGGUACUAUAAGGCGUUCUUUCUUUGGGAUGCGCUCAUCUGUAUCUUAACCAGCCUUGGAAAGAUUGGGUUCUUUUCCCGUGCAGAGUUGGAUACCACCUGGCGGAAGGUCUCCGACGUGUACUCCAACCACCCGGAAAUUCUAGAAGCCAAGCACGUGCAUCUCGUUGCGGUGGGCAAAGCGACACUUGAGGCUUGGGCUCUGAAUCCACCUGGUAAUUCAACCCCCGAGCCUGAUUUUAUCACGGCGUUACAAUCGCAGCGAAGGGAAAAGGUCGUGCGGCAGAAGGUAGAGGAUACCACUGCCCAGGAUGAUGUAUCUUCAUUCGACAUGCUUAUCGGGGGCUUCGAUGGCAUGGAACGAAAUUUGGAGUAUGACUUUAAUCUAGAUGGUAUGGACUGGAUGUUUUGGGAGCAGUUGUGAUCAACUUGAAGCACUCUACUUUUUCUUUUCUCCAAUAACCUCUUGCUUCAUAACCUCAGAAACAAACACUUUUUGCACAUGACGAAACUCGGCCGUAUCUUUAGAUCUAGACCGGAUCAUGAAUCUUAUGUUGACAUUGAAGUUAGGAAAACUGCCUCG
Aspergillus ibericus CBS 121593 is the source of this 2166-nucleotide messenger RNA. Its product is annotated as putative C6 transcription factor. Gene Ontology annotation, biological process: DNA-templated transcription; regulation of DNA-templated transcription. The transcript has 2 exons. NCBI's taxonomy places the organism in Eukaryota, Fungi, Ascomycota, Eurotiomycetes, Eurotiales, Aspergillaceae. Gene Ontology annotation, molecular function: zinc ion binding; DNA binding; DNA-binding transcription factor activity, RNA polymerase II-specific. Bases 1 to 2007 code for a protein of 668 amino acids. The record is from RefSeq and is a predicted model, not a curated record.